CGCAACACGCCCUGAACGUCUGAAAAGGAAGUGGAAGGAGGAAAGCAGAGCCACGGGAGAGGAACGAACCCUAGAAUAAAUCCCCCACCGAUCCGCCGCGGGGGUUUAUCAACUCUUAGUCCCAGUCCCCGAGGAUUGCGGCCAUCUGAUACGAUCUGCCUAGGUGAACCCAGACUCCACGCUAUGUCUUGGGCCGGCCCGGAUGAGUUCCUCCUCUCCACCUCCCUCGCCGGCUUCUUGGACAAGAAACUCAUAGUCCUAUUACGAGACGGAAGGAAACUGCUUGGCACCCUGUGUUCAUUUGAUCAGUUUGCAAAUGUUGUUCUCCAAGGUGCUUGUGAACGAGUGAUUGUUGGAGAACUAUAUUGUGAUGUUCCUCUUGGUCUUUAUGUCAUCCGGGGAGAGAACGUUGUUUUAAUCGGUGAAUUGGAUAGUGAGAAGGAUGAACUCCCUGCUCACAUGACUUGUGUUCCGGAGCCGGAAAUAAGAAAGGCUGAAAAGGCGGAAAGAGAAGCAAGAGACCUCAAGGGCUCAAUGAGGAAACGUAUGGAGUUCCUGGACUUUGAUUAGAAGCAUCCCAUUGAAAGGUAGAUCGAAGCUGUGAUGUUUUUAACUGGCGGCUUCUGCUACAUGGAAACAUAAACCUUAUUUGACCCUGUAGUUUUCGGCCUCGGAUCCAAAGCUUUUACCUGUCAAAUCCUCCUUAGUAACUUGAUGGUGCUGUACAACUCCUGAGCCAUGGGAAGUUGCUAUUACAGUUCGUAGUUUGCAGUUGUAAAAUGGUAAAUUGUUUCACAUCUAUAACUUAGAGACUGAUGCUUUCCAUUUCCAUGACUGUUCAAUGUUAACGACCCAUGUACAUCUCAAUUUACGAAGUGCAUGUUCUCUACAA
Messenger RNA from Lolium rigidum, 892 nucleotides. RefSeq names its product sm-like protein LSM1B. The record is from RefSeq and is a predicted model, not a curated record. The transcript is spliced from 5 exons. Gene Ontology annotation, molecular function: RNA cap binding. Lineage: Eukaryota; Viridiplantae; Streptophyta; Magnoliopsida; Poales; Poaceae. Gene Ontology annotation, biological process: deadenylation-dependent decapping of nuclear-transcribed mRNA. Gene Ontology annotation, cellular component: Lsm1-7-Pat1 complex; P-body. Bases 184 to 570 code for a protein of 128 amino acids.